This is a messenger RNA of Moneuplotes crassus, 962 nucleotides long. NCBI's taxonomy places the organism in Eukaryota, Ciliophora, Spirotrichea, Euplotida, Euplotidae. The record is from the annotation of a GenBank genome assembly.
CAAAAAUGUCCGCUCCCAAACACAGUUCCCCAAACCCUUCAAAACCCCCAAAAGCCAGUCACCAAUUACAGCCUUCCCAACUCCAAAAGCCCAAACCCAAGGCCAAGCCUACAGCUAAACAUAACGAACUGUUCGCCGAAAGUUCUGGUGAGAAAUCUAAGAAUCCUUUUGCCAAGUCCAAUUGGACCACCAUGAAGAAAGAUAAAGACCAAGGAUGGGAAGAGAAGUAUAAAGAGUUGCAGAAAAGUUAUGAGGAGUUGGAAAAGGAGUUUAGAGAGAUAGAAAAGAAGGCAGAUGAGAGGAAGGAAGAAGGGAAGAGCGAUAAGCUUCCUUUGAAAGAUCAGAUUAGUUCGAAAUCAAAUAAAGCUUUGGAGGAUCUAUCUACAAUUCAAAGGAAAUCUUCUAACGAUCAGGAACAGAUUCAAUCACUUUUGUCACAAUUAGAUGCUCAGACAGAGAAAAUUACCUCUCAGGAGGUAAUCAUUCAAGAACUGAGGGAGAGAGAAUCCUCUAUAAGGACCCAAGCAUCUGAAAGAAAAUUAUCAGGGCUGUCCAGAGGAACCUCUGACCAAAUUUCAAAAGACCAAUCAGAGCUAGCUUGCAAGAAAGAAGAAAUUGAAGAAGUAAAAGAUACCUCAAACUGAAGAAUGAUAGAGUAUGAAAUUGACAGACUCAAGCUUGAGAACAGACUUCUUGUUUCUAAAUUAGAAGCGAAAACUCUAUGUGAAGUCAGACAAGAAUGGCCAAGCUGUUAUAGCAAUCAAGGAAGCGAGAAAUUAAAGAUUAUAUCUUACAAGAGCGAGAUUAAAAAACAUGAGAGAAGGAUCAGAGAUUUCAAGGAGCAAUCUAAGAUUGAGAAAGAAUGGAGAGCUUCACUCCAAACCGACAAAAACUGGCUAAUCUACAUCGUCUGCAUUUUAUUUACACUGGUAACAGUGAUGUUCUUGGAGAAACUAAUUUAG